Bolinopsis microptera is the source of this 884-nucleotide messenger RNA. RefSeq lists its product as uncharacterized. NCBI's taxonomy places the organism in Eukaryota, Metazoa, Ctenophora, Tentaculata, Lobata, Bolinopsidae. Bases 78 to 767 code for a protein of 229 amino acids. Gene Ontology annotation, molecular function: microtubule binding. Gene Ontology annotation, biological process: protein polyglutamylation. The record is from RefSeq and is a predicted model, not a curated record. The transcript has 6 exons.
UAUAACUAAUACUGACCAUAUACAGGAAUUGGUUUGUAGUUUGAGUUGUAGAUAACUUACAAGGAAGGUUGUACAGGAUGAUGAACAAAAAGGAGAAAAGUACUAUUGAGAAGAUCUCAGAUCCAGAAGAGUAUUUCGAAAAGUCUGGUGUGAACAACGCUAUGAGAGAUGUUAUAUCGUUACUGGUGGAGAAUCGUCCCAAAGAUCCGAUAGCAUUCUUGAGCCAACACUUCGGUUCACUUGUAGAAGAAGUAAGUGUAAUCGUUAGAGCUCAAAGGCUGGUUUGUUUGACACAUCACUCCAGACCAGCUUUCUCAGAUAACGUUAUCAGCGCUUACAAAAUACUUCGAGACAAAGGUUUGACUGGUAAGCUUCAUAACGAACUGCUGAAAGGUUUAUGCAAUGGUCUACCUCCAAUAAUUGCAGAACGACUCCUUGAGAAGCUGAAUUGCAAGGAGCUAGACGCUGUACCUCACCAACUGUUCUACAACAACGUUCUAACUUGUUUAGUGUGUCAUGAUUACAAGAAACACUCAGAACUUCUGUACAGGGAACUAGGCUCGGUGUGCGACAGAGGGGUUUGCGAGGCUCUGUUCCAACUGCUCGCCGAACACACUGAAUCAUCCAACAAAUACGAACUUUCAUCGUCUCUUAUCGCACGUGCUAUCUCCUCCGCAAACAACUACGGACAACAAUUUAUCAGUAGUGAGGAAUUUGUAAUCAGUGCCUUGGAUACUUAUGUGGAUAUGUUGCAGACUCCUCCCUGAGAAGACGAAGGAACUCUAUCACGUGAUUGAAUCACCAGAUGAACAAUUUUGAUCCUUGCCAGUUAACCAGAACAGAGUCUAUUUAACUAUGACAAUAAAAAAUGCUUUACUCUAAUU